This is a messenger RNA of Diachasma alloeum, 1091 nucleotides long. Its product is annotated as vesicle transport protein SFT2A. Gene Ontology annotation, biological process: vesicle-mediated transport. Lineage: Eukaryota; Metazoa; Arthropoda; Insecta; Hymenoptera; Braconidae. Gene Ontology annotation, cellular component: membrane. The record is from RefSeq and is a predicted model, not a curated record.
GUAAUGGACGAGGCAACCCUUAGUUGGUCAACACGAAUAAAAGGCUUCGCAAUAUGUUUCAUUGUUGGAAUUCUCCUUUCCUUCCUUGGAUCAUUUGCACUUUUUCUCCACAAAGGACUUAAAGUUUUCGCCGUAUUUUAUACAUUAGGAAACAUAGUCUCCUUAGCAAGCACGUGUUUCCUCAUGGGACCAGUCAAUCAGUUAAAAAAAAUGUUUGCUGCAACCAGAAUUAUUGCAACAGUUCUAGUUUUUAUGUCCAUUACAAUGACUUUGUACGCUGCAAUUGGAUUGGAAAAGGCCGGUCUCGCUCUUUUUUUCAUCAUAAUUCAGUCCUUAGCAAUGACAUGGUACUCACUAUCUUAUAUUCCCUACGCAAGAGACGCUGUGAAGAAAGCUGUGGAGUCAUGCAUAUCGUAGACAUACGGAGGGCUGGAGAACCAAUGAAAAACCAAUUAUUUAGAUUGAUUUUUAUGAUUUUUUAUAUAAGACAAUAACUAUUAUUAAAACUAUUGAUAAUAUCUGUUGAUAGCAUUCAUCUGAACAUUAGGAAUCGUUUGUUACAUUUAUAUCUUUGAUGGAACUCAUUAUAGUAUGUUUAUAUUCAUACAAUUCUGUGUAUCAUGAACAUACAACUAUCGUUAGUAUUAUAAGGCAGUAAAAAGAGGCACAAUAUCAUCAUUUGAUAUAUUAUAUUUUUUUCUGCACAUUGGGCAAGUUACAUAUAUUUUAAAAGAAUCAUUUACGAUGUUGAAAAAGUAGAACUAAAACUGGAAAAUUCUGUAAUCUGUGCCUUACGUCACCACUUAGACUGUGAAUGCAAGCGAUGAAAAUUCAUUUCAUCAUUAGCAUCGAAUUACGAGCAUAAAUGAUACCUAUUAAUGUAUAUUCGAGUCAGGUAUUUAUCACAACAGUUUUACAUCACUGUAGUAUUAACUAAUUCAGAAAAUAUAAUUAUUUAGUUACUUUCUAUCAAUAUUUGAAUACUUAGAUUUUCUUUGAAAGGCAUUAGUAAUGAGAAGAAUCAUUAUUUUUAUAAAUAAGGAUGAUGGGGAAUGAAAUAAAUGAGAAUGAUUGCUCCAUUUAAGAAAACA